Molecule: messenger RNA, 2974 nt
Organism: Polyodon spathula (Mississippi paddlefish)
Lineage: Eukaryota; Metazoa; Chordata; Actinopteri; Acipenseriformes; Polyodontidae
Product: lysophosphatidic acid receptor 4-like
Biological process (GO): behavioral response to pain; G protein-coupled receptor signaling pathway
Cellular component (GO): membrane
Molecular function (GO): G protein-coupled receptor activity
Source: RefSeq, a predicted model, not a curated record
AUUGAUUGAUUGAUUACACACUUUCAGGUUUGUAUCUAUAAGGAACGGUUGUAAAUGUUCCUUAUAGAUGCACUCAUCACAGUCAUAUUAACUUAGAUAUUCAUUAAUGAUCAGGAACAUGGCUCAACCCUUUAACACACACCCUCUUCCUGUCAAGAGACUGUGAAACUCUUACCGUACCGCAAGCAUUACCCUAGAAGAGAACCAAGUGCAGCUAUAGCAAUGGAAAACAUCACUUGUCCACCAUUUGACUCUUCUUAUUUCAGAUACUUCCUUUUCACUUUGGUGUACAGCAUUGUUCUUAUGCUAGGUUUGCCCUUAAAUGGGAUUUCUUUGUGGAUUUUCUUCAGAAGAAUGGGGCUCCAUUCUGUACCAGCCAUUUACAUGGCCAACCUAGCACUGUCUGACCUUCUCUUUAUCAUUUCUCUACCUCUGAGGAUCUACUACUUUGCAACAGCUCACUGGCCAUUUGGAGAUGCCAUGUGCAUGAUACCAGGGACAUUGUUUUCAGUGAAUAUUUACUCCAGCUCCUUCUUCAUCAGCUUGAUCAGUCUGGACCGGUUCCUCGCUGUCGUGUAUCUGUUGAGGUCACGUGCUCUUCGAACCCCAGGGUUUGCCAGACUGGCCUGUGGGAUGGUCUGGCUGUUAAUUCUGGCAUUAGGCAUCCCCAUCGCGCUGAACCACAGGACAAAUAAAGAUGCCUGCAACAUCACCCGCUGUUUUGAGUCUUAUUCUGAGAACAACUGGAAAUUUGGAUUUGUUAUCUGUCUCGUGACAGGGUUUGGAAUAAUCGUUCCGCUUGUGAUCAUCGCGUUGUCCACCAUGCUGGUGAUAAAGACUCUGCACACCCGCAGGGUUGGCUCCACUGUGUUUAAAAAGCACAAGAUCAUCUGGAUGUUCAUCAUGAAUCUGCUCAUGUACGCCGUGUGCUUUGUGCCCUUUCAUGUUGCAUUCAUACUGUAUGCUUUACAUAAGCUGAAGUACCUCCAGUACAAUUUCUUUGAUGCUCAAACAAUUACAAUGUGCUUAGCCAGCGUGAACAGCUGUCUGGACCCCCUCAUUUACUAUUUUACUGCUGAUGCUUUCUGGAAGAAAAAGCAUGAGGACACAGCGCCGACAUCAAUGAAAACAGUAUUACAGAAACAGUAAGCAUAUUACUUGCAAGCUUAUGUGAGUUAAUGCACAGUUCCACUCGGACGCAAAUGCUUGACAUUGUUACUGGAAUAGCCAGGUCAGUCUUGUGCAAUGCUAAGAGACUGCUACUUAAUUGGACUGCUUCUAAACGUGAUAUUAAUUGUACUUAAUGUGAUUACAUGGGAGCUAAAUUAGCAUUUUACUCCAGGAGAAAAGGAACUGUCUUGUUUCUAAGACGAUUGUUUUGUUUUGUUUAUUAGUUCAUAUUACAAUUAGCGAUGACGAAACAGCUGUUUCUUAUAUUUUAAACCAAAUGAUCAUCUCUGUCUCAUUCAGAAAUAUCAUAAUAGGUAGAUUAGUAGAUUAAAACUUUGAUUAUCCAAACUUCAGUUAUCACCCCCUGACCCCAGUUAGUUUAGAUAUUAGAGGCGGUACUGUUGUAUUUUAUUUAUUUUUUUCCACUGCAUGUUUUUAAAGAUAUCAUGGAAUGCUUAAUGUGACCCAGAGAGUAAUGCUACAGUUAUGCUUUCUGCUUAGGGAGAAGAUGAUGAAGAGAAUGACGGGGAGGGGAGGGAUAUAGUUAACUAAGCAUAAAUUAUAUAGAAUGCAUGCUGCAAAGCACUUUAGCAACUUCUCAAAAAUGCAUCUGGACUGUAAAUUGUGCUCCACCUCUUUCCUCCACUUUUAUUUACAGGCUCCUUCUCUUAUGGUAAUAUGCCACAUUGUGCAAGCUCUGUACAAAGUUUCACUUCCCCCAUAGCUGAGAAGGAAGUGGUUUAUUUUGGUUAACCCUUUAACAUUUUACUAGUUUGCAUUUUGCACCAUCAGUGUCAAACUACUGCAUAUGGAAAAUCUAUUUUGACUAUUUGACUUUCUGGGCUUCAGCUCAUGUUGUCUUUUCCAAAAAUAAAAAUACAUUCUUUAUAUAAUUUAAUGAACUGUAACAAAGUCUAUACAUUUUAGACUCCGGUUCCUAGAUUAGAUGCAACUUCUGGUAUUUGUUAAAAUGGCUAGCGAUGCUAGAUAAUGUUCUGCAGUAGUAAGGAAGUUUCACUUUAUAAAGAUGCUAUCUCAGUGUGACACAGACUGAUUGCAUGCUUCUUUCCAGUUUAUUUACAAUCUCAUCUUAUCCCUUCAGUUGCAGGCAAGAUAGUCUAAUAAGGACUAUUCAUUUAAGACAAGGAUUUUGCAAUCUUAAAUAAAAGAACAAUUUUAAGAAGAAGAAAAAAGUAUUUGAAGAAUGGGCUCAAGAUAUUAAUUAACUGAGAAACAGAAGAUAUUAUUGAGAUUCUAACAGGAGUGGUAGAGUGUUCACUCAAUACCCAAGUUGUUGUUUUUUCCCCUCUAAUACCUGUUUUAUUCCACAUGAUGUCCAUUAUUCUUCCUAAAUGAUAUGAAUGCACACAACAUCCUAAAGUAUGAAAUACAUUUCCAAUACCCAGCUUCAGUUUAAAGGCAGACGACAAAGCACAGUGUGAAGUGGUUUCACCUUUAUUCAGAUACGCCCUACUAGCAAACUAAAUAUACAUAUCGAAGAGGUGACCAUAUUACAGGCAUACAAUGUUUUUUUGUUCCCUUAUGACAACAAUUACUUUAGAGCAACGCCGAACCAAGGCUUUUCGUGGUCACAUAAAACAGACGAUAAAGGCAGGAUUCGGAAAGGUAACACACAUGCAGUCCAAAAUUAGUUGAUUUAAAAAGUAGGCGCAAGGCUUACAUUUCAAGACACUGGUGAAUGUGUACAGAUAUUCUCACCUCUGCUAUACGAGAACUGAUAGCAUUGCUGACGUAAUGUGACAACGGGAUUCAAAGACGAAUUAGGACUCUCCCUAUAUAUAUA